AUGGCACGCAUGAACCGGCCCGCGCCCGUGGAGGUCAGCUACAAGAAUAUGCGUUUUCUGAUCACGCACAACCCCACCAAUGCCACGCUCAGCACCUUCAUUGAGGACCUGAAGAAGUAUGGAGCCACUACUGUGGUGCGUGUGUGUGAGGUGACCUACGACAAGGCCCCCCUGGAGAAGGACGGCAUCACUGUGGUGGACUGGCCGUUUGAUGAUGGGGCCCCUCCACCUGGGAAGGUCGUGGAAGACUGGCUGAGCCUGCUCAAGGCCAAGUUCUGCGAUGACCCUGGCAGCUGCGUGGCCGUGCACUGUGUGGCUGGCCUGGGACGAGCCCCAGUCCUCGUGGCGCUGGCCCUGAUCGAGAGCGGCAUGAAGUAUGAGGACGCCAUCCAGUUCAUCCGGCAGAAGCGGCGUGGCGCCAUCAACAGCAAGCAGCUCACCUACCUGGAAAAGUAUCGGCCCAAACAGAGACUGCGCUUCCGGGGCCCCCAAACGCACAAGACCAGGUGCUGUGUCAUGUAGCUCAGGCGCCGUG
Elephantulus edwardii (Cape elephant shrew) is the source of this 535-nucleotide messenger RNA. RefSeq names its product protein tyrosine phosphatase type IVA, member 3 (gene PTP4A3). Gene Ontology annotation, molecular function: protein tyrosine phosphatase activity. NCBI's taxonomy places the organism in Eukaryota, Metazoa, Chordata, Mammalia, Macroscelidea, Macroscelididae. The record is from RefSeq and is a predicted model, not a curated record. Gene Ontology annotation, cellular component: nucleus. Gene Ontology annotation, biological process: protein dephosphorylation; endothelial cell migration. The transcript has 5 exons. The coding region runs from base 1 to 522 and encodes 173 amino acids.